This is a messenger RNA of Electrophorus electricus (electric eel), 3965 nucleotides long. It is a transcript of the gene kcnq2a, whose product is annotated as potassium voltage-gated channel, KQT-like subfamily, member 2a. Gene Ontology annotation, molecular function: voltage-gated potassium channel activity. The record is from RefSeq and is a predicted model, not a curated record. Lineage: Eukaryota; Metazoa; Chordata; Actinopteri; Gymnotiformes; Gymnotidae. Gene Ontology annotation, cellular component: voltage-gated potassium channel complex; membrane. Gene Ontology annotation, biological process: potassium ion transmembrane transport.
GCACGAGCAUUUCAAUUGGCUUUCAGUGGAAAACCUCCAGCGACCACUGCACUCAAGAACACACCCCAGUUCGGCAAUGCUUGUUCUCGAUUACUUUAUAUAGUUACCGUUUGAAUCUAUGAAAGUAUAACAAUGGUGAAAAAACCUGCCAACGGUGAAGUUUACCACCCUCCGCCAGGGGAAAAAAAAUUGAAAGUCGGGUUUGUUGGAUUCGACCCUGGGGCUGCGGAGACGAGCCGAGACGGGGCAUUACUCAUUGCCGGUUCCGAGACCGCGAAACGUAGCAGCAUCCUGUGUAGACCGCGUGCCAGUGUAUCAGAUGGAAGAAGGGCCCAUAAAAAAAACGGAGGCUAUCGAAGACUACAAAAUUUUCUUUACAAUGCGCUGGAAAGACCCCGGGGCUGGGCGUUCGUUUACCAUUCAUAUGUCUUUCUGCUGGUGUUCUCCUGUCUUCUCCUCUCCGUGUUUGCUACUAUAAAAGAAUUCAAAAAAAGCUCAGAGAGUGCCUUGUACAUUCUGGAAAUAGUGACCAUUGUGGUGUUUGGUCUGGAAUAUAUAAUUCGACUAUGGUCUGCUGGCUGCUGCUGUCGAUACAGAGGAUGGAGAGGAAGGCUGAAAUUCGCUCGCAAGCCCUUCUGCAUUAUAGACAUAAUGGUCCUGUUCGCCUCUGUGUCAGUGCUGGCCGCUGGCUCACAGGGCAACGUGUUUGCCACAUCUGCCAUCCGCAGCUUGAGGUUCCUCCAGAUCCUCAGGAUGCUACGCAUGGACCGUCGAGCAGGCACAUGGAAACUGCUGGGAUCAGUGAUCUAUGCGCAUAGCAAGGAACUGAUCACUGCUUGGUACAUUGGUUUCCUCUGUCUCAUCCUGGCCUCUUUCCUGGUCUACUCAGUGGAGAAGGACGAUAAUGCUGAGAUGUUUGAGACCUAUGCCGAUGCCCUGUGGUGGGGGCUGAUCACUUUGACCACCAUCGGUUAUGGGGAUAAGUUUCCCAUCACAUGGUAUGGACGUCUGAUUGCUGCAACCUUUAGCAUGAUUGGUGUGGCUUUCUUUGCACUCCCAGCAGGUAUUCUGGGAUCAGGCUUUGCUCUGAAGGUCCAGGAGCAGCACAGACAGAAGCACUUUGAGAAGCGUCGGAACCCUGCUGCAAGCCUCAUUCAGACUGCAUGGAGAUAUUAUGCAACAAACCUCUCACGAACCGACCUGCUGUCAACUUGGGCAUUCUUUGAAGAAACUGUAUCAGUCCCAGUCUACAGGUUAAUUCCUCCACUCAAUCAGCUAGACCUCUUACGCAGUCUGAAGGGCAAAACUGGAUUCAGGAAGGACAUGCAGCCUGAAGCUUCUCCCAGUAGUGAGAUUUCACACAAAGACACCCUCUGUGGGUGUUGCCCAAGAAGCCAUAGCCGUAAGAUGAGCCUGAAAGAAAAAGUGUUCACCAGCCCCUCUAAGAGUGUAGGGGGGAAGGAGACUAAAUCACCUGGAACAGAAGACACAGUAGGGGAGAGUCCUAGCAAAGUGCCAAAGAGCUGGAGCUUCAACGAGCGAAAAAACUCCAAACACACAUUCAGGUUCAAAGAGGGUUCUCGCCAAAACACCGAAGUGCUGAUUGAAAUGCAGGAUGAAGACUUCGGAAUGAAGAGCUCUCCAGCAAUUGAGGGGUUGAUCAAGGCAAGUCUCCCUGAAGAAUUUGGAGAUGAUAAGCCUUAUGAGUUUCUGCAAGAGCUGUCUCCUGCUUUGAAGGCAACAAUAAGAGCGAUCUGCAUCAUGCAUUUUCUGGUGUCUAAGAGGAGGUUUAAAGAGAGCUUGAGACCUUAUGAUGUUAUGGAUGUGAUAGAGCAAUAUUCAGCAGGCCAUCUGGACAUGUUGUCCCGCAUCAAGAACCUGCAAUCCAGGAUAGAUUUGAUUUUGGGCCCCCCGCCCCCUUCGACCCCUCGCCAUAAGAAGGUGGACCAGAUAGUGGGGAAGGGAGCAUCAACAGGGGAUAAGGAACAAGCAGAUGAUACCUGCAUGUUGGGACGAUUGGUCAGGGUGGAGAAACAGGUUGGCGGGAUGGAUCGUAAGAUGGACUUCCUGGUGAACGUCUACACCACACGCUUGGGCAUCCCUCGCUCUGAAACCGAGGCCUUUCUGGGCUUCAAGAUUCCUGAACCGGCCCCACCUUACCAUAGUCCAGAGGACAAGAGUGAGAAAGCGCAAGAUGGCAAAGAAGAGAAUAAGAACGUGAGCAUGUCAGUGGUGGACCCCACCUCGGCUUGGACGCCUGUGGAAGGCCAGUGUCGCCCAUCCACCUCCUGGCAGGAGCAGCAAGGUGAGCAGCCUCUAGCCGUGCCACUGUGGAACAGCAGCCGGGGGGUGUCACCCGCAGGCACGGACGACCCCUCUCUCUACCGCCUCCCACCCCCACCGGCCCAUGACAGUGGGGAAAACGGACGGGCACGCCGGCCCAGGCGCCUGAGGCAUCAGCCAGGUAUCGAGAGCGACACAUCCCUCUCUAUUCCGUCAGUGGACCAUGAGGAGCUGGAUCGCUCAUUCAGUGGCUUCAGCAUCUCUCAGGCCCGGGAGGAGGACUACCUCCCACCCAUGAGCCUGGGCCUCUACAGGGGGGGGAGGGGCACCACGCACACCCUGGUCAGGCCGUACCUGGCCGAAGGGGAAUCGGACACGGACUCGGACCUUUAUACACCUGGCACACCUUCUCCUCUUUGUUUUACUGGGGAGGGUGUCUUUGGAGAUAGGAGCUGGUCAGGCCUCAAAUAGUCUGUAGAAAAUGCCUUCAAAUUUAUAGAUACACUACUAUAAACAUAUUUAUCAUACUCAGACAAAAGUCUGGCAUAAGAGUGGCUUCAGAAAAGCAAACAAACAAAAACCUACAGAGAAGCCUUCUAAUUCAGAACAUUUGCCUUCUUUGCACACCAAAAAAUUUCAAAGUGAAGUCUGUGUGUAUGCAGGUAUUGGCAUGAAUCUAUACACAUCAAAUCAAGUUGGUCACCUGUUUGUAUUACUUACUAUAGUUAUGGUACCAGCGCUUAUGCAAUAUUAAAAGCACUUUAUUUAAUGAUCUUACCUAAUGAUUGUACAUACAUAAUGCUCGCUACGUAAGACUUCUUUUGGUUGUAUGAAAUAUGUGAUGGAAACUCAAGUUUCCUCAACCAAAGAUAGCAAGAGAGCCCUUGAAAACUGAGGAUACUUCACUCAUGAUUCUUUUUUUCCAUUUGCAAUACAUUUUUAAAAAUGAACUUUGCAUAUUAUUUUUAUUGACAUGUUUGUUAGUUUCAUUUCACAUCAAUUCAGUGAUUUUUAUUAACAUCUGAGUCAUUAAACAUCCAUAGUCACUAAACUGGCAGAUUGAAUAUCAGAGCUUUUGUUGUAAAUUCCUCAAAAUGGGACUAAUCUUGCUGUGUUUAUUGUUGCUGAUGCUGUAGACACACUGAACCACUGAGAAAGAGUGAUCAUGCAGGCCGUUGCUUGCUAGAAAUGUAGCUUGUGUUAAACAGAAAAAGAAACCAAAAAAAAGCAUCAUUACUUGUUUAAUCCUAAUUGUUCUUCACUGUAAGAAGGCACAGGAAAUGUUAUGGGAUUGAGCUGAAUUUACAGUAGAGCAUGAUGGCAAAGGGUCAUGAAGUUUCACAGAAAUGGUAUCUUGCACCAAGAAAUCAUAGUCAAUGCUUUAAUAUAAAAAAGGUGGAAAUAUUCAGUCCCACUAUUCACACUAACUGCAUGGCAUGAUUAGAGGAAUUUGUUUUAAUUGAUAAUGGUAACAAUAGAUUAUGUGCCUAUAAAGAAGAAAAACAGUGAUAAAAACAUCUGUGCACUGAAAUAGAUUGUUUUCCUGUAGGCCAACAUUAAUGUUGAAGUAUACAGAGUAAUUACAUUAUGGUGAGACAAAUGUCUUUUUCACCAUUUAAAAACACAGCCCUGGAGCAUGUUGAAACAUUGUAAUCUGUAAGGAAAUAAAGUUGGUCCAAUCA